AUGGAGGGGCGGUAUAGGGUGCAACAGAACGACCUUCUGCUCCACGAGGCUGUCAUCAAGAACGAGCCGGCAGCAGUGAAGGAAGCGCUGCUUAGGCCUACCGACGUCAAUUGCAGGAAUAACUAUGGACGGGCUCCAAUCCACUGGGCAGCAAGUAGAGGCAACGUGGAAAUAAUCAAGUUGCUGAUUGAAGCCAAGUGCGACAUCGAAGCUGUGGAUAAGAAGCAGAAUGACCUCCUGCAAUGCGCCUGCGCCAAAGGUUCAGUGGACGUCGCCGCGUAUGCGAUAUCCCUCGGCGCUAAGGUGCAGGGUUGUGACGCGGCAGGCGACGCACCCCUAGCCCUGGCGGCGAGAUCAGGGCACACGUCGGUUGUGGAACUACUGCUCGAGAACGGGGCAGAAAUCGACGCUAUUAAUAAGACCGGGCGUACAGCACUCCACGUCGCGUGCGAGGGCGGCCACUCAGACACCGCUGUUCUCCUGGUAUCCAAGGGGGCGGCGCGUGAAGCGAGCGACAACUCUGGCCGCACCCCGCUCCACAUCGCCGCCGUUCACAGGCACACCGAACUCGUGCGAACUCUACUCGAGACAAGCUGUCACGUGGACGCCACCGACAACAAUGGCGUAACGGCAUUGCAAAUGGCAUGCGCUCAGGGCUGCAGGGGUAUCGUAGAGCACUUACUCGCAUUUGGCGCGGACGUCCAUUUGCAAAACAACGUGGGCUCAUCAGCGUUACACGCUGCUUGUGCCGCUGACGCGGCAGAUAUAGUGGAACUUCUCCUAGUGCAUGGAGCCGACCCUGCAGUCACCGAUAAGUGGUCACAGUCUCCCAUGAGUGUGGCUGGCGGGGCCGCUGAGACGCCUCCAGAGGGUUUCCGGCGGGCGGCGAGAGGCUCCUUCUCCGCUAUCCUGGAUUUGCUGACUGCCACCGCCAACGUGGACAUCCAUCAGCAGCAUAACUCUGACGGAUCCACGUCCCCUCGAGCUGAAGAGAAAUCUGGCGGACGCUCACCUGCUCCAAACGAGGAUGUUGCAAGCGAUGAGAGGCUGCGCUCGCUACAGGGAGCUGUGCUACAGGGCGGCACAAGCCCACCUGCCGGACGAAGCGCCCGCGAGGCCGUGCGAAUGCGUCAACUGCACGUCGCGCCGAAACUCUUGCAACGAGCCAUGAGACAAGCCCCGGGCACGGCCCACCUCAUCCCCAUGUACGCGGAGCUCCAAACCGUUUACAGAAAGCGCAACGUCACAAUAAUAUGUUUGUGUAAUUUGCAUCCUAAACCCUGC
This is a messenger RNA of Iphiclides podalirius (scarce swallowtail), 1284 nucleotides long. The record is from the annotation of a GenBank genome assembly. Lineage: Eukaryota; Metazoa; Arthropoda; Insecta; Lepidoptera; Papilionidae.